Oryza brachyantha (malo sina) is the source of this 1176-nucleotide messenger RNA. Its product is annotated as zinc transporter 9-like. The transcript is spliced from 3 exons. The record is from RefSeq and is a predicted model, not a curated record. Gene Ontology annotation, biological process: zinc ion transmembrane transport. Gene Ontology annotation, cellular component: plasma membrane. Lineage: Eukaryota; Viridiplantae; Streptophyta; Magnoliopsida; Poales; Poaceae. The coding region runs from base 1 to 1086 and encodes 361 amino acids. Gene Ontology annotation, molecular function: zinc ion transmembrane transporter activity.
AUGGCUUUUGAUCUCAAGCGAAUACUGUAUCUUCUUGCCGUCUUCUCCCUCCCCUUGCUCGCCGUCGCCGCGGACUGUGAGUGCCAGCCCAGCGACGAAGGCCACGACAAGGGUAAGUCUAGGACGCUCAAGAUCAUCGCCAUCUUCUGCAUCCUCGUAGGAAGCUCAGCGGGAUGCGCCAUCCCAUCGCUCGGCCGGAGGUUCCCGGCGCUCAGGCCGGAUACGAACUUCUUCUUCGCCAUCAAGGCCUUCGCCGCCGGCGUCAUCCUCGCCACGGCAUUCGUUCACAUCCUCCCGGUGUCCUUCGACAAGCUCGGCUCGCCGUGCCUCACCUCCGGGCCGUGGAGGAAGUACCCGUUCACCGGCCUCGUCGCCAUGCUCGGCGCCGAAGCCACCCUCCUCAUCGACACGAUCGCCACGGGCUACUUCCAGCGCGUGCAGGACAGCCGCGCCGCCGCCGCGGCUGUCGUCGUCGGGUGCCCGGACGCGACGCCGCACCACGACCAUGAGCUCGGCGGCCACGCGCACGGCGUGUCCGCCGCGAUCGCGUCGGCCACUAUGCACAACGGCGCCGCCGACUGCGACGCCGAUGACCGCGCAAAGCUCACCCGCCAUCGCGUCAUCUCGCAGGUGUUGGAGCUUGGGAUCAUAGUGCAUUCGAUUAUCAUCGGGAUUUCACUAGGUGCAUCCGAGAGCCCCAGCACGAUCAGACCACUCGUGGCCGCUCUAACAUUUCAUCAGUUCUUCGAAGGGAUAGGACUUGGAGGAUGCAUCGUUCAGGCCAGGUUCCGUCUCAAGUCCACGGUGACAAUGGCGAUCUUCUUCUCGAUCACCACGCCACUUGGGAUCGUGAUUGGCAUCGGCAUCUCCUCUGCUUACAACGAGAAUAGCCCCACGGCCCUGAUCGUCGAGGGCCUCCUCGACGCGGCGGCCGCCGGAAUCCUCAACUACAUGGCCCUGGUCGACCUUCUGGCCGAGGAUUUCAUGAACCCUAGGGUGCACAAGAGUGGAAUGCUGCAGCUCCUCAUCAGCGUCUCGCUGCUGGUCGGGACGGCUUUGAUGUCCUUGCUUGGUAUUUGGGCCUGAAAAACUUAAGGAAAUACUCCUCCAUCGUAUAAUGUAAGAGGUUUGACCUUUUUGCUUGUAAUGUUUGAUCAUUUGUCUUAUUUAAAAAUU